GCCCGGAGCCGCCCGCGCCGGCCGGGCCGCCAUCAUGCUGAGCCGGCUCGGGGCGCUGCUGCAGGAGGCCGUGGGGGCGCGGGAGCCGAGCAUCGACCUGCUGCAGGCUUUCGUGGAGCACUGGAAGGGCAUCACCCACUACUACCUCGAGAGCACAGAUGAGAACACCCCGGCCAAGAAGACGGACAUCCCCUGGCGGCUGAAGCAGAUGUUGGACAUCCUGGUGUACGAGGAGGGGCAGCAGGCGGCCGCCGGCGAGGCUGGGCCCUGCCUGGAGUACCUGCUGCAGCACAAGAUCCUGGAGACGCUGUGCACGCUGGGCAAGGCCGAGUACCCGCCGGGCAUGCGGCAGCAGGUGUUCCAGUUCUUCAGCAAGGUCCUGGCCCAGGUGCGGCACCCGCUGCUGCAUUACCUCAGUGUCCACAGGCCCGUGCAGAAACUUCUCCGACUUGGGGGGACGGCCCCUGGGUCCCUCACGGAAAAGGAGGAGGUGCAGUUCACCAGUGUCCUCUGCUCCAAGAUCCAGCAGGACCCCGCAUUGCUGGCCUACAUCCUGGAAGGUAAAAAGAUGGUAGGGAGGAGGAAGCCAUCCAGAGAACCAGCUGGCCCACCGAGAGACACAGCCAGCCCUGGGGACAAGGACCCGUCGCACAGCAGGGCUCCCGACGGGGCCCCCCACCUGCACAGCGAGCCCCGUGGGGCACAGGCCGAGGAGCCCGAUGGGGCCACGGGGGAGAACAGCCUGAUCACCUCGCUGCUUGGGCUAUGCAAGAGCAAGAAGAGUCGGGUUGCCCUGAAGGCGCGGGAGAACCUGCUGCUCCUGGUGAGCGUGGCCUCCCCGGCGGCGGCCACCUACCUGGCGCAGCGCAGCCCCUGCUGCCCCGCCAUUGCCGAGCACCUCUGCCGGCUCUACCACUCCAUGCCCGCCUGCCUGGACCCCGCAGAUGUCGCCGCCUCUGAGGGCAUCAGCUGGAGGUUGCCCAGCGCCCCGUCUGAUGAGGCCUCCUUCCCCGGCAAGGAAGCCCUGGCCGCCUUCUUGGGCUGGUUUGAUUACUGCGACCACCUCAUCAUGGAGGCACAGGCGGUGGUUGCAGAUGCCUUGGCCAGAGCCGUGGCAGAGAAGUUGUUCGUGGAGACCCUGCAGCCCCAGCUCCUACACGUGUCUGAGCGCAGCAUCCUGACCUCCACCGUCCUGCUGACGGCCAUGCUGCGUCAGCUCCGCUCCCCAGCGCUGCUGCGGGAGGCUGUGGCUUUUCUCCUGGGCGCGGACCAGCAGCCCGAAGGCCCCGAGGACGAUCCCUGCACUCUGUGUGCCCACCUCAUCGGGCACUGCGACCACCUCUCGGAUGAGAUCAGCAUUGCCACGCUGCGGCUGUUUGAGGAGCUGCUCCAGCAGCCCCACGAGCGGGUGCUGCACAGCCUGGUCCUGCGCAACCUCGAGGGCCGUCUGUACGUGGCCCGGGGCUCGCCCGAGCCCGAGAGCUACGAGGACACGCUGGACCUGGAGGAAGACCCCUACUUCCCCGAUUCUGGCUUCCAGCCCUCCGCCAGGGCCCGCCCCACUCCGGCCACCAACUCCGAGGGCAAGACGGCAGUGACCGAAAUCGUCAACAGCUUCCUGUGUCUGGUCCCCGAGGAGGCCAAGACCUCAGCUUUCCUGGAGGAGACUGGGUACGACACGUACGUCCACGACGCCUACGGCCUGUUUCAGGAGUGCAGCUCCCGCGUCGCCCCCUGGGGCUGGCCGCUGGGCCCCGCACCCCUGGACCCCCACGAGCCCGAACGGCCUUUCUUCGAGGGCCGCUUCCUUGGAGUCUUGUUUGACCGAAUGUCCCGGAUCUUGGAUCAGCCGUACAGCCUGAACCUGCAAGUGACGUCAGUCCUGUCCCGGCUCGCCCUCUUCCCCCACCCCCACGUGCACGAGUACCUCCUGGAUCCCUAUGUCAACCUGGCCCCCGGCUGCCGCAGCCUGUUCUCGGUGCUCGUCAGGGUGAUCGGGGACCUAAUGCAAAGGAUUCAGAGGGUACCCCAGUUCCCAGGCAAACUGCUCCUGGUGCGCAGGCAGCUGAUGGGCCAGGGCCCCGGGGAGCAGCUGGACCACCAGACCCUCCUGCAGGGCGUGGUCGUACUGGAGGAGUUCUGCAAGGAGCUGGCUGCCAUCGCUUUCGUCAAGUUUCCCCCGCACGGUCCUCACCUGAACUUCUCCCCGCCCCCGGAAGGACAAGUCUGAGCCGGGAGACUCCUGUCCACACCUCUGCCCCAGCGCUGCCUCCCUCUCCUCUGGGGUGGGGGCUGCGGCUCCCAGGCAGCCUUGGGCCGGUGACCACAUUGGGACCGGGUCUCAGGGCAGGGGCCUCCCAGGCCCAGGUGCCUUGAGGCAAGAGAAGUAGCUUGCAGGCCUGGGGCCCCCCUCCCCCGGAGGAGCUGGGUGAACUCCACCUGGAGCCCCCAAACCCUGAUGUGUCGUGUGCCUGUCAUCCUCCGGAGCGGCCGUGUGUGCCCAGGGCUAAGCCCUGUGAUUCAAUUCCAGGGGCAGGAGAGGGAGUGAGCUGCUGGCUCCGGGGCUGGCCAGGAGGCCAGGCCAGACAUGGGGUCAGGAGCCGUGUGACACCAGGGACCCCAGCAGCUGCUGAGACUUGACUGUUUUCCCUGCCUCGCUGGCAGGGCAGGGAACCCAGUGACAAGGAAGCCCCUCUUCCCGCUCUGUCCUGGAGACGGUUGCAAAAUUCCCAACCGCCCCAUGGCAGAUGCCCAAAGCAUGUUCCGCGCCCAGGCGGGGGCAGCUGCUAAUGAGAACUUUGGUGCAGCUGCAGCCAGGGCGGGAGAGGGCCUGCGGAGCUGGGUGCCAGGCUACAGUUCCAGCUGGUUUCUCUCUGGCGCCUUCUGAACCCGUCUCGGCAGGUCCAGAACACCUGGGCGGAGAGGUCAGAGACCAGGAGGUGGGGCCUGGCGCCGCAGCCUCCGGCCCAGCACCCAGUGCCCCCGAGGGCGCACCCUCCUCCGGGGAGAGCUGAGGGUGCCAAGGGAGGCCUGCUGGGAAGGGGCUGAGGCACCAGCGGCUGCCGGGUCUGGUGGCCUUCUCCCCGCGUGCCCUCCGCGGCUGGGCUGCCGCCCUGCCUGAGCCGAAUCUGUCUCGACCUGUAGGAGCACACGGGCGGGCGGUGCCAGGCAUUACCUCACACGGGGCUGCAGCUGCUGGCUGGGCUCCUGGGCGAGGAGGAGGAGGAGGAGGCCGAGGCGGAGGCCAGAGCCCCUUUCGCUUCCUUUUCCUGCCCACGCUGCUUCUAAAAGCCGGGAGCAGGUUGCCAGGAGGUGACAGGAAAAAGAAGGAAACUCCAUGACCUCCGCCUCGCCCACUGCUGCCCCGGGGGAGCGUGCCUGCACAUGCUCGUGGCCGUGGCCGUUGGCGGGGGUCUGGGCGUGCGCUCUGGCAUUUGCACGGUGUCUUUAUAAGACAGUACAGCAAUAAACGGUGUGAUCGCGUGGA
Molecule: messenger RNA, 3487 nt
Organism: Lepus europaeus (European hare)
Lineage: Eukaryota; Metazoa; Chordata; Mammalia; Lagomorpha; Leporidae
Gene: FHIP2B
Product: FHF complex subunit HOOK interacting protein 2B
Exons: 17
Coding region: 35-2230 (731 amino acids)
Source: RefSeq, a predicted model, not a curated record